Molecule: messenger RNA, 603 nt
Organism: Leptomonas pyrrhocoris
Lineage: Eukaryota; Euglenozoa; Kinetoplastea; Trypanosomatida; Trypanosomatidae
Exons: 1
Coding region: 139-603 (154 amino acids)
Molecular function (GO): RNA binding
Source: RefSeq, a predicted model, not a curated record
GUUUGUGUGUUCGUUGUUGCUGCUGCUGACACAAAAGUAGGCUGCCUCGCGUGCCUUUCUGUCCCCUCCCCUCUCUGGUGGGUUUUCCUCGCUCAACAUACUUUUUCUGUUCCCCUCUUUUCGGGGCUUCCUGCGCUUAUGGAGACUGCAUCGAUGCCCAGCACCGGUCUGCAGCAGCUGCGUCGUGUCCGCCGUGCCCGCACGCAGUAUGAGCGUCUGCAGCGCCCGGACGAUAUCCAGCCUGGCUACCCGAUUCCGAGCAUCGAGGGCUGGGUCCUGCUCUUCUCGAACCUGCCGGAGACGACGACCCAGGAGGACAUCGUGAACUUCCUAGUCGCCUUCAAGGAGGCCGACCCCGACUACUUCAGCACCGUGACGGAUGUGAAGAUCCCGCUGAGUGCGGACUGCUACUGCGCCGGGUACGCGUUGGUCGAGUUGAAGGAUCGCACCGGCUUCGAGCGCGCGCUGGCCGAGCUGGACGGUGCCGCCUUCCCCGGCAGCGAUACCCCACUCGUGGUAGCGGCAACUUUCCUGGGCGAGGAGGAGGAGCCGGAGCCGCAGGAGGAGGCCGCUGCACCGGGCGACAAGCGCGCUCGUGAUUAA